GCAAUGUUUCUAUCUCCUGAUGAGCUGAAGAUUAAGGAACUUGUUAAUGUGCUGAGGGAGAAGAAAAUUGGUGUUGUCGCGCACUUUUAUAUGGAUCCAGAGGUCCAAGGCAUCUUAACUGCUGCUCGGAAGCAGUGGCCUCACAUCCACAUAUCUGAUUCAUUAGUAAUGGCAGAUACAGCUGUCAAGAUGGCGGAAGCUGGAUGCCAAUAUAUCACUGUACUUGGUGUGGACUUUAUGUCAGAAAAUGUUCGUGCAAUACUUGAUCAAGCUGGUUUUGAGGAGGUUGGUGUAUACAGGAUGUCAAACGAACAGAUUGGUUGCUCUCUAGCAGAUGCUGCAGCAAGUCCAACAUAUAUGGGUUUUCUCGAGUCAGCCUCAAAAUCUCCCCCUUCCUUGCAUGUGAUCUACAUAAAUACUUCCUUAGAGACAAAAGCACAAGGACAUGAACUUGUGCCCACUAUCACUUGUACAUCUUCUAAUGUUGUGCCAACCAUAUUGCAGGCAUUUGCUCAAAUACCAGAUUUAGAUGUCUGGUAUGGUCCUGAUUCCUACAUGGGUGCGAAUAUCGCAGAGUUAUUUCGCCAAAUGGUUAGCAUGUUAGAUGAAGAGAUCGCAGAGAUACAUCCAGAACAUAAUAGAAACUCCAUAAAAUCACUAUUGCCUCGUCUGCAUUAUUAUCAGGAUGGUAACUGUAUUGUCCACGACAUGUUUGGGCAUGAAGUGGUGGAGAGGAUAAAAGAACUCUAUUGUGAUGCAUUCCUAACGGCCCACUUUGAAGUUCCUGGGGAAAUGUUCUCUUUGGCAAUGGAAGCAAAGAGGAGAGGAAUGGGAGUGGUGGGUUCUACCCAGAAUAUAUUAGAUUUCAUUAAAAAUCGGGUGCAGGAAGCUUUGGACAGGAACCGUGAUGAUCACCUUCAGUUUGUGUUAGGAACAGAGUCAGGAAUGGUGACUUCCAUUGUGGCUGCAGUUCGUGGAUUAAUGGGUUCCAGUGAGUCCUCUUCUGGAAGGGCAAAAGUUAAAGUUGAGAUUGUGUUCCCAGUUUCAUCAGAUUCAGUGUCAAAGACCUCAGUGAAUGGAUCCCAUGGGCUGGAUUCUGUUACAGCAAAUGAUCUUGCUAAACUGGUUGUUGUUCCUGGUGCAGCAGCUGGUGAGGGAUGCUCCAUUCAUGGUGGUUGUGCUUCUUGUCCCUAUAUGAAGAUGAACUCCCUUAGGUCGCUAUUGAGAAUUUGCCACCAACUUCCUGACAAAGACAGUACUCUACGGGCCUAUGAAGCAAGCAGAUUCAAUGCAACAACGCCCCUUGGGAAAUCAGUUGCUGAGGUUGGGUGUGAGCCAAUUCUGCACAUGAGGCACUUCCAGGCAACAAAAAAAUUGCCAGAAAAACUUGUCCAUCAGGUUCUCAAACAAUCAAGUGACGGAUCAGCAGUAUCGGGAAGGUUGGAUCUUAUGAUCUGAGUUUGGCUGAAAUGCCUUAGUCCCACCCAAGUCACAAUAAAGAUAACCAUCCUUGAGCAAUGCUACUUGAAAACACAAUGCUGGUGUUGUAUGAAACAAGCCAACUUGUGUUACUUGGCUUUGCUUGUCAGUUUUAAAUUUUGAGCAAUGCCACAGGAAAUGCUAUAGGAAAUGCUUAAUUUGUUGUACAAUAACAGUUCACCUGUGUUGUUUGGCUUCUCCUAAUUUUGGUUCUCAAUUUUGUUUGGCCUUUCAGUAGUUGUAACAUUAUUUAUAGUUCUGAACUGUGGAGGAAUAAGAUCAUAAGUUGUGAAAUGUUUUCAUA
This is a messenger RNA of Elaeis guineensis (African oil palm), 1783 nucleotides long. The record is from RefSeq and is a predicted model, not a curated record. Lineage: Eukaryota; Viridiplantae; Streptophyta; Magnoliopsida; Arecales; Arecaceae.